AUGCCUAUAAAGAGACACCAAUGGGGGUCUCAUACUAGACAAUAUAUUGAAGAAUUGAAAAUUAAUCCACAGUCAAAAGAUGCAGUUAUUACUAUUCAUGGUGGUGGUUGGGUGAGCCAUCAAGAAGCUGCUAAAGAUUAUUUUGAAAUGUCAAAUACUGUGGAUUUUGAUGCUAAUUUCUUUGGUGUUGAUUAUAGAUUAUCAGCUUCAAGUUUUGAAGGAUAUGUUUUACCAGAUCCAAUAGAUUCUUAUGUUAAGGCUCCAUAUCAUCUGUUAGACAUUUUACAUGGUAUUGAAUUCAUUUUUGAUAAUUAUGAGAUUGAAAGAGUACAUUUGAUUGGUCAUUCAGUUGGUGGUUGCACUGCUUUACAAAUUCAAGAUUUUGCUUCUUUGAUUCCUCAUGGUUUACAACAAUUAGUUAAACAUGGUGUGAUUACUGAAAGUGAAGAAAAGAAACAAUUGAAAUUUGUUGAAGAAACCUUGAAAAAAUGGUCAAAAGUUGAAUUACUAAAUGUUAUUUAUUUAUCGGGUGUUUAUGAUUUCCCAUUAGCUUUAUCAAAAGUUGCUUCACUUGGUCCACCAAAAGGAAUCUUGGACAAUUAUAUAUACAUUAAUGAUGCUUUUGUUUCUGAAGAACAUUAUACCCAAGGUUGUACCAUUACAUCUACAAUUCUGAAUCCUCCAUUAGACACUUUGAAAGCAAAGGGGAAACAUGUUAUUAUUCACUCUUUUGAAGAUGAGUUUGUUGAGUCUUUUCAACCUUUAGGACUUGCUAAUUUUUUUUACAAAUUAAAUGUACCAGUUGAAGUGUAUAUCGAUGACUUUGAUCUGCAUCACAAGAUCUUGCUAAAUGGAAAGGCUUUCAAGAUAAUUGAGAGAAUUUUAAAUGAUCAUUGA
Molecule: messenger RNA, 897 nt
Organism: Hansenula ciferrii
Lineage: Eukaryota; Fungi; Ascomycota; Saccharomycetes; Phaffomycetales; Wickerhamomycetaceae
Product: putative kynurenine formamidase
Exons: 1
Coding region: 1-897 (298 amino acids)
Molecular function (GO): hydrolase activity, acting on ester bonds
Source: RefSeq, a predicted model, not a curated record